Molecule: messenger RNA, 3148 nt
Organism: Tilletiaria anomala UBC 951
Lineage: Eukaryota; Fungi; Basidiomycota; Exobasidiomycetes; Georgefischeriales; Tilletiariaceae
Exons: 4
Coding region: 137-2683 (848 amino acids)
Biological process (GO): regulation of transcription by RNA polymerase II
Cellular component (GO): mediator complex
Molecular function (GO): transcription coregulator activity
Source: RefSeq, a predicted model, not a curated record
CGUGAAGCGACGCGGACACAGCCUCCAACGUUAAAUAAUCGGGACUGGAGAAUAUAAUUCGCAUGCUGUUUGGCGGAGUUUGUGCUGGGAGAGCCGCGAAACCGGGACGUAACCUCCGCGGCGCGCACCGUCCAGCAUGAGCCCCUCAGAAACGCCAGCAGCAGCGCUUGCACUGGCACUCGAGCCACCCGUCCCUACAGCUUCUCGAUCUGGCGGAGCAGGUUAUGGCGCCGCAUCUAUAAGCGCUUAUGAUUUUUCCCAACUUGACAUUCUCGCCCAGCAAAGACGCUUGCUAGAAGUCGGCGUAACUGGCGAGCUCAUCUUCGAAAGUGCGCAACAGGCGGACCCGCCCCUUUCCACCAAGCUACAGAAGCUGUGGGCAGAGCGCGGAGACUUUUCAAAGUUCAGCACAAAAGCGCUGACCAUCAAAGACAGCGAAGAUGCGGACCAAGACGGUGAAGGAGAUGGAACAAUAGCAGUCCUGGGCAUUGAUGAUGAGGACGAUGAUGGACAUAGCGAAGGUAAGGUAGCUGGAGCAAGCGGGCAACAGACAGGGAACACUUCGGUCUCCCAGCAACAAUCUUCCAAUAUUCAUUCAUCUGCAAUGAUCUCGAUCCCGGAGAUGAUUGCAUUAAAAGAGCGCAUGCUAGCGCAGCUCACAGCAGCUCAGCACGCCGUACACUUUAGCAAUAUGCUCCUUUCGUUGCUCAUUGCCGGUGCCAAACCUGCCGCUGCACCCACAUUCGGUACUGCUUUAAAAACGGCUUCGCGCGCAGGAUCACCGGAACUUGGUGCAGGAAAAGCUGGCAGUAGCACUGGCGGCGGUGGCGCCGGCGUAGGAGGCACCCAAGCAGCUGAAGACGGAGGGUGGGGCAUUGAUCCGUCCGUAAUCGGCUUGACGCGGAUCGCGCUCAAAGAAGACCCGAGCGAGUCACCCGCGUACUUGGGAGAUACAGCGAACUCCGCUCGAGGAGAUGGCCAAGGUCUUUCGGCAGCGCAGGUGAAUGCGCUCAAGAGCGAAGCUGAGAUCGCACAUGAACGCGCACUCGCGCUCGGAAUGCAACGGGAUGGGAUCACAAGCGCCAUUGCGAUUCUCCGACGCGGCGCAGAGCAGAUACGGUCGGCCGUCGGGGCCAGUGCCUCUCCAUCUGAGAGCGGCGCUGAAGCCGCUCAGCCGCAAUCACCGAGUCGUAGAGCGCUCGCGGAGCGAAUACGAUGGGAAGGCCUGAAGCGUCUCAAGUCCGGAACCAGUACUGAGGCAGGCUUGAGCGGCGGAGGCGCAUGGGGUGUCCGCGGUGGCAAGCCCAUCGAGAUGGAGAUGCGGCGAAAAUCAGGGCUUCUCGUUCAGGGCAUGCCAAAUGUGAACAAGGCCGAAGAGGCUAGAGACGCUUGGAUUGGAUGGGGAGUGCCAGAGUCGCACCCUCGCUAUCGCCGGCGAACGCUCGCUUAUUUUGCGUCUGAGGCGACUCUCGACUCGAAAGCUGAUGGGCAAGAGUUGCCGGACGACCCGGCAGCCAUUCCAGAUCACAUCAUUGCCAAGCACAUUGUUAUACCAGACCGUCCUAACAAGCGACUGCGUGUUGCAUUCAAGCUCCGCACAAGCGGAAAGGCUGCUCAUGUUGCGGAGAGUAGCAAAGUUGUAGACGCAAUAGGGGAAGAAGAGGUGCUGCUGUGCAGUGACCUGACCAAUGGCGAAGAGUCAGCACAGAGCGCAGAAACAACCAUCGAUGCGGUACUGCAACGGGCUGUGGAUGAGAUUGCAGAUGUGGAGCUUUUCGACGAGAUUACACGACAAGCACGCCAGCUCUCCAGCACCUACGACAUCAGCAUCUCUGCUGAAUCGGUAAAGCUGGCAUUGACGCCCGAUGUGACGCUUUCUUACGAGUUCGUGCCCACUUGUGUGACGUCGGCGACCCACGAAAAGACAUCAUCUUCAGCGCGUCAUGAGGCUCAUCAGGUUGAAGGAAAAGGGACUGCAGAGCACUAUUCGCCAAUUGCAGCAGCUCUUUGUUGGGUCGCACGGCUAGCGCUUGUGCAAAAGUACAAGCGAGUCGCCAGGGCGAUGCAAGCUGGAGACGAGGCAAGCCUGGGCACUCAUAUGGUGCCCCAUGCAAGUGAGGCAAAUGCAUCGGUGCUCGCGCCAGUCAUUGGCCUUUUCCUCUACUGCAGAACGGCCAGCGCGCUCAAAGGAAAGCUCUCAGAACUCAGAACCGAAUUUCCAGAGUGUACGCUGGUAUUCGAGCCAUUUGCAAGUGUGCAGGAUGUGCAGAAGUGGUUGGCUAGCUUCAUCGGCGGCAUAGACCUGGCACGCUCGCAACUAUGUGGGACAGUUACGGUGCUGCGUACGUCACUAUCAGAUCGGAAAAAGGCGCGAAGAGAGACAUCUACUUCUGUUUCGAACGCCAUCGGAAAGCCGCAGAAUGAGCAGGAGCAAGAGCAGCAGCCACAACGAAAAAAGAACCAGCUCGUGCCUAUCGCGCUGAUCGAGCUCAGCUUCCCAUCCGAAGCAUCUAUCGAGUUUCCGCUCAAGGAAAGCAGCACAUCAUCCGGCUCGGCUAAGGGCAAUGGAGGGGUCAGCAGCGCGGGCGUCAGGCUUGAUCGCGUCGGCGUCGAUAAGGCAACAGAAUAUUUGCGAGAGGAGCUGAACCGACUUCGCGAGACUGCUGAAAGCUUCGGUGCUUGAGGAAGUCAGGAACUCUCUUUGGCUCCUUGCUGCUUUUGGAGGCGCAUCAAAAGGAGUAUAUUUACAUUGGCUUUACCUCGCACAUCAUAUGCGCAAUUUCCCUCCUACACAGCCACGAACCAACAGCUGCGUUUGAUGAACUCUCGACGCGUCGUUGACCGUGAGCUACGUCUUCUUUUAACCGUCGCCUACAUGUACCUCUCAUUCUUUCCUCUUUUCAUCCUUUCUACUGCCCUUUCUGCCCCCUUCGCCGGUAAGCGGGUCCAGUAGCGAUUGUUCUGUUGUCAUGACCUCCUCCACGCCUCGUCAUGCCCUGCUCAGGGACCCCAAGUCAAUUUUUACCUUGUUGAAUCCUUAGAAUGGUACACUCGUAUCUGGCGCGCUCUGGCAGUGGCUUGGGGACAAAGCUAAACUCUUUGCGCAUAUGGGCAUUACCCCUGUGUGGUCUCCCCCUCCCCGCUUACA